GUUCAACCAGCUUUUAUGUAAACGUUUAGAAGCUCCUGUGCAACGAUGGUAGAAGAGCCUUACACACAAGGAGGUCGCCUCUAACUGCAGGUAUUUCUUUUCAACGUUGAGAAAUCCUCAUUGUGUGCUGCUCUCAUUUGCAAGGCAUUUACCCCUUUCACAAAAUGCCAGGUCUUGUCGAAAUCGAGGAUUGUCAGGGCCGGUCUCCCCAAACCCUUCGUUCCUCUGUGUUACCGGAUCAUCUGCCACCAUUCCAUCAAUUGCUUCGGGUCCUAGCUUUGCCUUUGCUCAUAAAGCACGACCUCAAUGCAGUUUUAACUCUCAGCUCAACCUUCCGGACAUUUCCAAAAAAACGGGGGCACAGCAAAAUGGUGUUUACGAUAUUUGCUAUGGUACCAUUACAAAUAUAUUGCUUUUAUCCAUCCACUGGGCAGGCCAGAGUUGUUGCCGACCAGUUUGUGCAUCCGAAUGGUAUCACAUUCACCCACGACAGCAAAUGUGCAUUUGUGCUUCCUCGCAACGAAUCAGACUCUUUUAUCUACGGUAUUCUGAGGCAAAACGCCUCCGAUUCUGGUAUUCCCGAUGGCAUUCAGUUUGAUGCGGGAAAUAUCUAUUCAGGUUGCGGUGAGGGUACCCACAUCUGGAACACCGAAGGGACACUUAUCAGGAAGCUAUAUCUUCACAGCACUUCGGCUCAGAUGAUCUUUACGAAAUCUGGUCUCGUUAUUUUGAAUGAGGAGGUGAUACAUCUGGCAAAUGUUCAAGCUCAGGAACUUGAGUCUUGCCACAUUCAAGUUAUAGAUUCACUGCGUAACCGCCCUAACAUGAUUCAUACAUAG
Messenger RNA from Suillus discolor, 839 nucleotides. RefSeq lists its product as uncharacterized. Lineage: Eukaryota; Fungi; Basidiomycota; Agaricomycetes; Boletales; Suillaceae. The transcript is spliced from 4 exons. The coding region runs from base 165 to 839 and encodes 224 amino acids. The record is from RefSeq and is a predicted model, not a curated record.